UCUGCGAUGUUCCGUGAUGGCAACACUGCACAAAACCUUUUUAGAGGUUAACGUAAAAUAACCACACAUUUUCAGUCUUUCACAUUUUGAUUUAUUCUUUUGAAAUCAAAAAUACAGAUAACAAUAUGGUGAAACAUUCAAACAAAAAAUCCAAGAGGCAAAAUGCUCAUCAAAGGUACAAGAUUGAAAAGAAAAUCCGCCAGAAUAAUAAAAAACUACGUGACACCAAAAACAGUCCAAUCAAAAGUGGAAAACAAAAGCUAACACAAGUACCCAACAUAUGUCCAUUUAAAGAUGAGGUACUUAAGGAAGUUGAAGUUUUAAAGAAACAAAAGGAAGAGGAACGACAAAAAACUAAAGAAAAUGCAAGGUUGGAAAAGCAGAAGGCCAAAGAGGAGCAAAAGAAGGCACAGUUAAGUGCUGGGUUGGAGGGACUGGUCAACAGUGCUGAGACAAGAGGUAAACUGCAUGAUGCCUUUGCUCCCGUAAUUUCUGACAAAACUCUAGACAUCAACAAGGAAAACUCAGUCAAAGCUUAUUACAAGGAAUUCAAAAAGGUAGUAGAAGCUGCAGAUGUGGUCCUAGAGGUUGUGGAUGCCAGAGAUCCUUUAGGGACCAGAUGUAAUCAAGUGGAACAGGCAGUAAGGGACAUGAAAGGAAACAAAAGAUUAGUGAUAAUUUUAAACAAGGCUGAUUUAGUGCCACGUGAAGUGCUAGAUAAGUGGUUGAAAUAUUUAAGAACUACCACACCAGCUUUGGCCUUCAAGGCUUCCACACAGAAUCAGUCUAAAAGACUAGGACAGAAAAAGAUGAGCAAUAACAGCAAGGCAUUGCAAGGAUCUGCAAGUGCUGGCAGUGAACUGAUACUGUCAUUGCUGGGUAAUUAUUGUAGAAAUAAGGGAAUUAAAACAUCCAUCAGAGUGGGUGUUGUUGGUUUGCCUAAUGUGGGUAAAAGUUCCCUAAUCAACAGUCUAAAAAGGUCAAGGGCCUGUAAUGUAGGUGCAACUCCAGGAGUGACGAAAGCAAUGCAAGAGGUGCAACUGGAUUCUAAAAUCAAAUUGCUGGAUUCACCUGGUAUAGUUUUUGCGGCGGGGUCGGACAGUAGUGCGUCGUUACGAAAUGCCGUUCGUAUAGGACAAUUAGACGAUCCCAUAACGCCUGCAAAUGCAAUUUUGCAACGUGUCAGCAAACAACAGAUGAUGGAAAUGUAUGAUAUACCUGAAUACAGCACACCUGAAGAGUUUUAUGGGUUAAAGGCGACCAGAACGGGUAAAUUUAAAAAAGGAGGAGUUCCAGAUACUUUGGCUGCAGCAAGGGGAUUGUUAGAAGACUGGAACAAUGGAAAAAUUAAAUAUUAUACUUUACCUCCAGAACAGAAUGAGAAUGAAGCACACAUUAGUUCUGCUAUUGUGUCAGAAGUGGCUAAAGAAUUUGACUUGGCCAAUUUUGAAUCAAUGGAAAUGGAGGUUUUAAACACAAUUGAGAAAGAUUUUGGCACUGCCGAUAAAUCUUUUGUACUUGACAGUAUGGGAUCUGUUAAUGCUAUUGAAGAAAUGGAAGAAGACACACAUCAGGAUAAUUUAUUGAGUGAUAAUAUUAGUAUAGCCUCCAGUAAGAAGGAUAAGAAAAAGCAAGAAGAAGGAGUAAAGAAACCAGAUCCAGAAAUGCAAUUGGAAGGCAAUAGACAAUUGAAUCAGUUAAGAAAAAAACAGUUUAAAAAGGAAAAAAAGGAACGAAACAGGCGAGAAAAAGUCGCAUUACAGUUAUCCGCUGGUUUGGAAAAUUUUUCAUUAAAUAUGGAUGAAUCUGAGAAUUUUAUUAAUACAGAUGUUAAUAUGUAAUUAAAUAAAAAAUGACCUUAAAAUA
Molecule: messenger RNA, 1866 nt
Organism: Aethina tumida (small hive beetle)
Lineage: Eukaryota; Metazoa; Arthropoda; Insecta; Coleoptera; Nitidulidae
Product: guanine nucleotide-binding protein-like 3 homolog
Exons: 6
Coding region: 126-1841 (571 amino acids)
Cellular component (GO): nucleolus
Molecular function (GO): GTP binding
Source: RefSeq, a predicted model, not a curated record